Messenger RNA from Panicum virgatum (switchgrass), 1894 nucleotides. Its product is annotated as putative cis-zeatin O-glucosyltransferase. NCBI's taxonomy places the organism in Eukaryota, Viridiplantae, Streptophyta, Magnoliopsida, Poales, Poaceae. The record is from RefSeq and is a predicted model, not a curated record. Bases 271 to 1656 code for a protein of 461 amino acids. The transcript has a single exon. Gene Ontology annotation, molecular function: UDP-glycosyltransferase activity.
GGGACUGCAACUUGGCGUUCCACUUCCACCGAGCGCAGGAAUUUCCACGACAGCUGCAGCUGGGCGGGCUUCUAGUAGCCAGCAGGUCAUGUCAAUUCGCCGUAUGGCACGGGAGGCGCGGACGAGUGAUCACUUUCUGCCAUGAGAAGAAAACGAGCAAACUCUUCUUCCACGUCGAAAGAUACGUAAGCCUGUCUGCUCGUCAAGCGCGAACCAUUCAGCGCAAGCCACAGCCAAUCCAUCUAGCUAGAGAAAUCCCGACCGGCCUCCAUGGAAUCCGUCGCCGUCGUGGCGGUGCCGUUCCCGGCGCAGGGCCACCUGAACCAGCUCCUGCACCUGUCCCUGCAGCUCGCAGCGCGGGGGCUGCCUGUGCACUACGCGGCGCCGGCGGAGCACGUACGCCAGGCCCGCGCGCGCGUGCACGGCUGGGGCGACGACGCGAUCCGCCGCGUCGAGUUCCACGAGCUCGCCAUCUCCGAGUACGCCUCGCCGCCGCCGGACCCCGCCGCGGGGUCGCCCUUCCCGUCGCACCUCAUGCCCCUGUGGGAGGCCUUCACCGCCAGCGCGCCCGCCCCGGUCGCGGCGCUCCUCCGCGAGGCCUCCGCCUCCCACCGCCGCGUCGUGGUCCUGUACGACCUCAUGAACGGCUUCGUCGCCGAAGAGGCCGCGCGGCUGCCCAACGGCGAGGGGUACGGGCUGCACUGCACCGCCGUCUCGUCCAUCAUCGGGCGGGUGGAAGACGGGGGCAGGUUUCUGCGCGAGCGCGGGCUAGAGUACCUCCCCAUCGACCGCUACGUGACGGAGGAGUUCAUGGAGUACAUCCUCAAACGGACGAGGGCGGACCAAUCCAUGAUUGUCAGCGCCGGCUUGCUCGCCAACUCGUGCCGCGCGCUGGAGGGCGAGUUCAUCGAUUUUCUCGCCCAGCAAAUGGCAGCCAUCGGCAAGAAGGUGUUCGCCAUCGGGCCUCUAAACCCGCUGCUGGACGCGGGCGCGCCCGAGCAGAGCAGCGGAAUCCGGCACGGGUGCCUCCGAUGGCUCGACGAACAGCCGCCGGAAUCCGUGCUCUACGUGUCGUUUGGUUCCAUGUCCUCGCUGCGCGGCGAGCAAAUCGAGGAGCUCGCGGCGGCGCUGCGCGGCAGCAACCAGCGCUUCAUCUGGGUCCUCCGCGACGCCGACCGUGCCAACGUGUUCGCGGACGACGGCGAGAGCCGGCACGCCAGGCUGCUCGCCGAGUUCACCAAGCAAAUCGGUGGCAGAGGGUUGGUGAUCACCGGGUGGGCGCCGCAGCUGGAUAUCCUGGCUCACCCUGCCACGGCGGCGUUCGUGAGCCACUGCGGGUGGAACUCGACGAUGGAGAGCCUGAGCCACGGGAAGCCCAUCCUGGCGUGGCCCAUGCACUCCGACCAGCCCUGGGACGCGGAGCUCGUGUGCGGGUACCUCAAGGCCGGUUUCCUGGUCCGGCCAUGCGAGAAGCACGCCGAGGUGAUUCCGGCGGCGACCCUACAGCAGGUGAUCGAGAGGAUGAUGGCCUCCGACGAAGGGCGCGCCGUGCGGCAGCGGGCCACGGAUGUCGGCGAGGCCGUCCGCGAGUCCGUGGCUGCCGGCGGGUCACCCCAGAAGGAUCUUGAGGACUUUGUUGCUCACAUCACGAGGUGAAGAGUGAAAUGUCAAGUCUCCUGUAUUUGAAUUCCAGCUGUAUUUGCUUCUCCAAACCGAGAGGAGAGUGAUGAUCUGUGCCAGUGUAACAUAAAAGCUUGCUUUGUCAAACCAACUCGAACUCCUGGUUUCAAACAAGCAGAAUAGUGCGUCCCUCUGGAUGCUUAUCACAUACUGUUCACCAUUGCAUCUCAUCAGAAGAUAUGAGUUGGAUCCUCCUGGAUCCAAGUGAUAGCCA